Messenger RNA from Schizophyllum commune H4-8, 1077 nucleotides. Its product is annotated as Phox-like protein. The transcript has a single exon. The record is from RefSeq and is a predicted model, not a curated record. NCBI's taxonomy places the organism in Eukaryota, Fungi, Basidiomycota, Agaricomycetes, Agaricales, Schizophyllaceae. Bases 1 to 1077 code for a protein of 358 amino acids. Gene Ontology annotation, cellular component: intracellular membrane-bounded organelle. Gene Ontology annotation, molecular function: phosphatidylinositol binding.
AUGACCGCCAUCCAGGCCGUGCACAUUCGCAGCUACGAGGAGCGGCUCGACCCCAAGGCGCACAUCGUCUACCGCAUUGAGGUCCAGGCGAACGUCCGCGCCUGGCAGAUAUGGCGCCGCUACUCUGAAUUCGCCGACCUGCACGCCGACCUGGCGCGCGAUACAGGCGCUCCGCCGCCUGCGGAACUGCCGCCCAAACACGCGUUCUCCGUCUCCCUCUUCCGCUCGAAGAAGGACCAGGCUAUGCUGGAAGAGCGCAAAGCUGGAUUGGAGCAGUACCUUCGCGCGAUCAUCUCUGCACGCGACGAUCGCUGGCGCGACAGCUUGGUGUUCAAGCAGUUCCUCGGAGUCCCCGUCAGCCGCGCGGCGAAUCAUGCUCCGACGACUUUCAGUGCCUCUUCCUGGAUCGACGCACACACUGAGCUCGAGAACGAUCUCCGCGACGUGCGCGCGGACGUCAAUAAGCGCGACGCGCUGACCGAUCGCGGCGACGUCCCUGCAGCGCACAAAGCAAAUGUCGGCGCGAAGACCAAGCUUGCAAAGAUCAUCCCUCGCAUAGGCACACUCGCGCGCGGCCUGCAGGAACUGGGGAUGGGAGGCAUGAGCGAGGGGGAGCUCCAGCGGCGAACAGAUAUGGUCGGGCGACUGCAGGACGAGUGCGAGAAGCUGGGCAAGAUGCUCACUGUCGCGCGCUGGUCCUCCACCUCACCACAGAGCCGAGGAGGAUACGCAGCGCAGCCCGCACCCGACUCUGAUAGGGAGGCGCUGCUGGGAGGUGCGGGAUCUGCGAAGCCGUUCGCGCGUGUCUUCGGGCAGAAGGCAAAGCCCCAGGAGACGGAGGAGACGCGACCACUUGACAACGUCGGUGUCUUCGGUCUGCAGCAAGUGCAGAUGCAACGACAAGACGAUCAGCUCAGCCAGCUGACCACCAUCCUUGCCCGUCAACGACAAAUGGGCGAGGCUAUCGGUAGCGAAAUCGCUUACCAGAACACCUUGCUCGACGAACUCACCGAGGACGUCGACAAGGUGGGCGGCAAGCUCACGAAGGCGGGGCGGCAGAUGGCUAGACUAGGAUAA